Pleurotus ostreatus (oyster mushroom) is the source of this 375-nucleotide messenger RNA. RefSeq lists its product as uncharacterized. The record is from RefSeq and is a predicted model, not a curated record. NCBI's taxonomy places the organism in Eukaryota, Fungi, Basidiomycota, Agaricomycetes, Agaricales, Pleurotaceae. The transcript is spliced from 2 exons. Bases 1 to 375 code for a protein of 124 amino acids.
AUGACCACCACGACCAAGUACAUCAAUGGCCUCCAAGUGCCCAGCGACCAGCACUUCCCACCUCCAAAGCCCGACCUCAGCAUCUACCAACCCCCAAAGUCCAAAGUCGCGCAGUUUUUCUGGAGACGAUGGAUGUGGUUUGAGGCGACGUUCGUCUUCUCGAUGCUGGAACCAUGGGAGAAGGUUAUGCUUUUAAUGAUGGCAUUCAUAUUCACCUCGCUCUUCUUUACCGGGAUGAUCAAAUAUUUCCCACCGCACGUAACUCUUAUGCGACGACGCGCCAUGUACUAUCUCCUGGGCCAAGAAGGAGAUGAAUACCUGCUCUGGCAAUGGCUAGGCAUCGGUGCUGGGAACGCUCUACGCACAGAACUCUAA